Molecule: messenger RNA, 1125 nt
Organism: Acanthosepion pharaonis
Lineage: Eukaryota; Metazoa; Mollusca; Cephalopoda; Sepiida; Sepiidae
Source: the annotation of a GenBank genome assembly
AUGGGGGAUGGGCUGCUUGCCAAACUUGAAAGUUUUUCUUUCCUGAUAUUAAUUUUUCUUGCUCGUUUUGUAAAGACAUUUUUUUUUCUUUCAUCUCACUCAUUUGCUGCUUCAUCUUUCUCUAUAUUGAAAGCUUUCUUUCCCAUCCAAGUUCCUUCGAUUCCCUUCGUCUUUGAUUUUUUUUCUUUAUUAAUUUACCGCCAUCUUCUUUUCAACAUCUUUGAAGAUUAUUAUCUUUUUAUUAAUUCGUCCCCUUCUACUGUUUUCAUUCUUUUUCCUUUCUUUUUUUUUUAUUUUUGGAAUUUUUUUCUUCUUCAGUUAAACUUCUUCUAUUUGCCUCCUUCUUCUUCAUCUAUUUUCAUUCCUUUUCUUCUUUUUCUUUUGUUGUCAUUCCUUUUCUACAUACGUUUUUUCACUUUUUCUUUCGCCAUUUUUCUUCUUCAUCAAUCUAUUCUUCUGCUACGUUCUAUUUUUCUUUUUUCUUCAUCUUCACUCAUUUCUUUUCUUUUUUUGUCAUUCCCCCCUCCCUUUUAUCAUUUCCAUCCUCUUCUUUCUCUUUUACCAUUCUCUUUCUUUUUCUUUUGUUAUUCAAUUUCUUCUUCUUCUUCUUCUUCUUUGUUACUUUUUCUUCAUUUAAAUGUUUCCUUUCUUUGGUCAGUUUAUAUUUUUCUUUUUCUUCUUUGUCUUCAGUUAUUUCUUUUCUUCUUUUUAUCAUUCCCUUCGUUCCCAUUUAUCUACUUUCUUCUCCUUUCCCUCUUUAAUCUUCUUCAUCUUUUUCAUUUCCUGUCUCCUUUAUCAAUUCUUCUAUCAUACCUCCCUCCCUGCUCGUCCCCAAUUAUUUUCUCCUAUCUGCAAUUUUGUUAUUUCUUUUUAUCUUGUCGUCUGCUUCUUUCAUUUCCUUUUGUUUCAUAUUGUUCUCCCCAUUUCAUUCUACUUCCAUUAUUCUUCAGGCAUCCUCUUUCAUCGGAUUCUUUUUCUGCUGUCGCCCCUUUUUUCAGCUAUCUUUGUUUUUCCCUUUCUUCUUCUCCUUCAUCAUCUUUUUUAUUCCAUUUCUUUCUUUCUUCCUCCUUUUUCUUUCAUUCUUUCUUCUUAUGUUCCCAGGUCCGCCCUGACACGAGGUGGUAG